This is a messenger RNA of Guillardia theta CCMP2712, 207 nucleotides long. RefSeq lists its product as hypothetical. The record is from RefSeq and is a predicted model, not a curated record. The transcript has 3 exons. NCBI's taxonomy places the organism in Eukaryota, Cryptophyceae, Pyrenomonadales, Geminigeraceae. The annotation marks the transcript as partial.
AGGCUCUCCAUGGCUCCUUCAACUCUCUUCGCCACGGACUACCAGGCCCGCGGGCUCUCUGCUCGUGGAAUGGCUCGGUCAAAGUCGCUGAUCGUUACCAGCUCGAUCCCAGCACAGACUACCCGCCUGCCGCUGCUUGUCAAACCCCACAAGGUCCUCCAGUCCGCUCGCUCCUUCGACCAGAUUCGCCUGGGCGGAAACCUCUGA